This is a messenger RNA of Anopheles coluzzii, 2899 nucleotides long. RefSeq lists its product as uncharacterized. The transcript has 2 exons. Lineage: Eukaryota; Metazoa; Arthropoda; Insecta; Diptera; Culicidae. Bases 1733 to 2791 code for a protein of 352 amino acids. The record is from RefSeq and is a predicted model, not a curated record.
UUACACACGAUCAAGCACGCCUUGUAGCAGUAGAUUAAGAUAGUCUGCGCCGCGAUAAUGGGUGCGAGGUGGCUCUCGCUUUGCUUCUUUGCGGGAAACAUGCUGCUGCUGCUGCUGCUGCUGCUUCCUCUCCCAACGAAUGCUGCUCCAUAUCUUGUGCGUCGGCAUUAAACAGCUUGGAUUUAAUCGACCGGCAGCGUACAGAUACACCAGACAGCAGCAGCAGCAGAAGGAUUUAAAGAAAAUCCAAACAACCGAGCCAAGCGCUUUAGCAAGAGCAAAAGAGAACGCACAGAGCGAAAGCACCGAAAAGCGACAUUAGAUGCGAACGGGCUACACACACAUAGAUACACACACGCACCAAGGGAUAUGGCGAGCACAAUGAAUGUGUAAUCUGAUAUCAUUGAUAAUUUAUAUUCCGCACCGACACGCCACCAGCACGGCAGCAGCUUCGGGAGUUACAUUAGUCUAAAAGCGGUUGUCCAAAAAGUAGGAAGAGGCCGAAAAAACACACACACGACACAAGGAAAUAUACGACGAAACGGAGAGCUCCAGCAACUCCAGCAAAACUGCACCGAGUGAUGUUGGUCAGGGAAAUCCUCGUCCGUGUUUGCGUUUGUUUCACGGCCUUCUUCUGGCUCGAACGCUGUCAACUGAACGCGAUCAGCAUAUGAAUCAACGCCUCGAGCUUAGAACGGUAUGGAUGUGUAGCAGCUCGUGUGUGUGUGUUUUUAUUCAGCGAUUUCUUAUUUCAAGCUUUUCUUGAGUUUAAACAAAAACGCAGAAACUUUGCAAGCUUCCAAAGCUUAAUGAUUCCUACAAGAAGUGACAUUUAUCUUCUUUCCCUGGUGGCCUACUCCAUAGAUCUUGCGAAACAACUUAAGACAGCACAAACACGUCAGCUAAUUAUAUGCUAGCUGACCGAUUAACGAGCCCAAAACUCUAUCACCCAGUUUGUGGUCUGAGCCGCUUCCACGGCAACUGGAUCGCAACUCAGAGGAGACUUAUUGCCACCGUCUCAUAGCUACUUUCGGUCCGCUACUGCCACCGACUACCCCCACCAUAGCAGAAGCUUUCCCGAAUCCAGCCGGGAGUUUGAUUUCAAUCUCAAGCUGUUCGCGUACUGGGAAGUAACGCGACCCCCAAAAACACUCCGUCGCCCGUGCGGUGGACGAAUGGACGUGUACCACACGCACUGCUGCCUCGGCCGGCACGCCACAACCCCACCCCCCCGGCCGCGCACGCAAACCGCGCGAGGCAGAUGAACUUUAAAUUUGUCCGCCUAUUGAUUGAUUGACGGCGGAGCAAAUCUGGAGCAACAACUCCAAUAGACCUCCGGAGUUUUGCCGUGCCGCUUGGACCAUCAUCAACGCGGUGAGUCGCGACGUUGUGUGCGACGGCUGAUUCUGUUACGCACCAGCUCUCCCGGUUCGUUCGCGUUACCGGUUCGCUCUGUGUGUUUGGUCGCACCGGUACAUGCCGGUGGGCCGUAUGCCUGGUGUCCUUCCAGACCGGUGGUGUCCAGUGUCAGCGACGUUUUGCGAUUGUGUCGAUUAUGAUGUUACACAUCCCGCUACCCUUCAGCACACCCUCCACAGUUUAAUCUGUCAAUUUUCAUUUCUCUUCGUGACAGGUUUUUUUUCCCCACCUUCAGUUUCCCCUUUUGUCCAGCGCUGCUAAGACACUACCGACAUCUGAGACAUUGGAGAUUUUCGGGCUUGACUUGCUGACAAUGUUGUGCCGUCGCAUGCGUUUGACUGAGCGCCAUCUUCAACCGCCCAGAGAACCGCUGGAAGGACCGAUCGUACGGCCCUGUACAGCACGGAAACUGAUGAACCUAGACACUGCCACAAGCAAUAGCAACCACAGCACCAACACCACCGCAACGACGACCAACGACGCUAGCAGUACACCGCACCCAACCAUCACCAUUCCAACGGGAGACGAUGCCGGGACAACCUGCGAGGGACAACCGUUUUCACCACGUGGGAGGAAACUCCCCGAAGGGCCCAAAACACCUCUGGUGAUCGUGAAUCUGAACAUCCCGCCCGGCACGGAGACACUGGCACCGAAAAGCGCAUCCCGCUCCGAGCGGCACAAGCUGCCGCACUUCUGCAUGCAGUAUCGCAAUCUCGGCCGGCUCUGCUCAGCCCCACCGGGAUGUGCGGGUGCUGGCGUGCCCACCGUCGUCGGUACGGCGGGCCCGGCAAGCGGCCUGAUUCCUCAGAUAUUCAUCCAAAGCUUCGAGCUGCAGGAUCGUCGCGCCGCGGACGGGCCGGCCGGCGCAGCGGACCACGAUCAGCAGCAGGGAAGCCAGCGGUACAACAUCAUCACCGAGAAUGAUGAGGAUACGUUCGCGACGCUACUGUUGGACAACAUUUCCAACAUUUCGCUCGAGAUGAUACAGCGCCACCAGCAGAAGCUGCUCGGCACGACCGCAUCCUCGAUCACGGAGAGUCCGCUAGUGACGGGGGUGACCGGCAGUGCGACCUGCUUCCAGCACGUCGAAGGAUGCAGCAGCAUGGAGCGGACGGAAAGCAAAACGUCCACCGAGGGUCUGCUGCCGCUGGACGGUAGGAUGGAUUCGCAUGACGAGCGAGACCGCCAGGCUAGCAGGGGACAGUCCGCCUCGGGCCCUACGAACGAUCGGCUGGCAGUGACACCGGAAGCGGUAGACGAUCAGAACCCGGACAUUCCGGCUGGCUACCGUUCGCUCUGCUACCGUACGCCCAGCCCCAAGACGCGCCAGAUCAUUCGCGUGGACAUCGUUACCAGCAGGGAAAAGUAUUGAACCAGACGGGUGGCACUCGUCCCAGACACUGUUGGAUGCGAAUUUGAUUGGUGAUUGCUUUAAUCGGUUCAAAAGUAAGAAUAAUAAAUAAACCUCGUUUAGACAGUA